GCGGCGGGCAGCGCGGAGCGGGCCGGGUGGCGCGGUAGCUCCGGGCGACUGCGGGGGCGUCCGCAGAGCCCGGGUCCCGUGGGGCCGCGGCGGGGCGGCGCCCGGCCCGCGAUGACUUCGCCGCCUUCCGCCCGCAAGGGCUUCUACCGCCAGGAGGUGACCCAGACGGCCUGGGAGGUGCGCGCCGUGUACCAGGACCUGCAGCCCGUGGGCUCGGGGGCCUACGGCGCCGUGUGCUCGGCCGUGGACAGUCGCACGGGCACCAAGGUGGCCAUCAAGAAGCUGUACCGGCCCUUCCAGUCCGAGCUCUUCGCCAAGCGCGCCUACCGCGAGCUGCGCCUCCUGAAGCACAUGCGCCACGAGAACGUGAUUGGGCUGCUGGAUGUGUUCACUCCUGAUGAGACCCUGGAUGACUUCACAGACUUCUACCUGGUGAUGCCAUUCAUGGGCACUGACCUGGGCAAACUCAUGAAGCAUGAGACACUGAGUGAGGACCGAGUCCAGUUCCUGGUGUAUCAGAUGCUAAAGGGGCUGAGGUAUAUCCAUGCUGCUGGUGUCAUCCACAGGGACCUGAAGCCUGGCAACCUGGCUGUGAACGAGGACUGUGAGCUGAAGAUCCUGGACUUUGGUCUGGCCAGGCAAGCAGACAGUGAGAUGACAGGGUAUGUGGUGACCCGGUGGUACCGGGCCCCUGAGGUCAUCUUGAAUUGGAUGCGCUACACACAGACAGUGGACAUCUGGUCGGUGGGCUGCAUCAUGGCGGAGAUGAUUACAGGGAAGAUACUGUUUAAGGGCAACGACCACCUGGACCAGCUGAAGGAGAUCAUGAAGGUGACAGGGACACCUCCUGCUGAGUUUGUGCAGAAGUUGCAGAGUGCUGAGGCUAAGAACUACAUGAAGGGCCUCCCUGAGCUGGAGAAGAAGGAUUUUGCCUCUGUCCUGACCAAUGCAAGCCCUCUGGCUGUGGAUCUCCUGGAGAAGAUGCUGGUGCUGGAUGCAGAGCAGCGGGUGACGGCGGCUGAGGCACUGGCCCACCCAUACUUUGAAUCCCUGCACGACACAGAGGACGAACCCAAGGCCCAGAAGUAUGACGAUUCCUUUGAUGAUGUGGACCGCACCCUGGAUGAGUGGAAGCGUGUCACUUAUAAAGAAGUGCUAAGCUUCAAGCCUCCCAGGCAGCUGGGUGCUAGGGUUCCCAAGGAGACGGCCCUGUGAAGACCCCUGGGUGACAUAGGGAUAUGCUAAGAACUCUGGCUGGGAGCCUCAUGCCUUAGCCUCCCUUCACUGGGAGGGAUCCUGAUUAUCACUGUGGCCUUGCCUGGAACUUACAUCCUAGGGCAGCUGCUUGGAGAGGCCGAGUAGACCCCCUCCGUGAGUGGACUCCCUCUUUUCCCACGUCUGUAUCCCUGCUCUUGGGUGCUCCCAGAGCAUCUUGACCUUAGGUGACCUUGGAGCAUCUUCGCUGUCUGCACAGUACCUCUACCUAUCCUGGAAUGGAACACAAACUCCCAUCACCUCCUGUUUCCCUGGGACAGUCGGCUUUAUAGCUGGCCUUGGGCCUUGGGCUCUGGAGCAGUAGUCCCUUCCAACAGGGCGCAGCAAAAAGCUCAGAGAUGUUAUGGCUCAGGGUCAAGUGCUGGCCUCUGAGCCCUGCCUGCUCUGGACUGUGCAGAGGUCAGCUCUCAAGAAAAGGAGAGGAAGGGCAGUGGGCUUUGACUCAGGGACAUCAUCUCUCCUGGGGAUGGUCAUCAUGGAUUCUCCUGCAAACCCAAGCUGGAGUGUAAACCAGACAUUUGGUGUGCCCAUCUGGCCAGAAGGAAAUAAACCCUUUUGUAGACCUUCCA
Marmota monax (woodchuck) is the source of this 1844-nucleotide messenger RNA. RefSeq names its product mitogen-activated protein kinase 12 (gene Mapk12). Bases 112 to 1215 code for a protein of 367 amino acids. Gene Ontology annotation, molecular function: ATP binding; MAP kinase activity. The record is from RefSeq and is a predicted model, not a curated record. The transcript has 12 exons. Gene Ontology annotation, biological process: protein phosphorylation; MAPK cascade. Lineage: Eukaryota; Metazoa; Chordata; Mammalia; Rodentia; Sciuridae. Gene Ontology annotation, cellular component: cytoplasm; nucleus.